Molecule: messenger RNA, 2693 nt
Organism: Linum trigynum
Lineage: Eukaryota; Viridiplantae; Streptophyta; Magnoliopsida; Malpighiales; Linaceae
Source: the annotation of a GenBank genome assembly
AAUAAUUCGUUUUUCUUUUCAACGCUCUAUUAUCAAGAUGUUCGCCAGACUUAGUUAGACGUACUAAAUCAAUUUUUUUCCUUGUAAUUCCUUAAGAUGGACUAAACCCAUAAAUGAAACAAGACAGAAAAAAAAAACUUCCUUAAAGUCGCACACCUCGUUACUUUGCUUCGUCUUAUAUCGAUCUCCCAUGCAAGCAUCGUGAGAUCAGUCGCAUGACAUGCUAGAUUCUUUUUUUGGUCUCCGUCAUCAAAUCCACUCCAUUCCAAACGUCACGGCCUCACAGGAGCGCUACGAUCAACAACUGCACACAAGACACGCGGUUUCUCGAAUUCUUACCAGCCCUAAAAAAUAAGAACAAACCGAUUCUUGACAAAUUACCAUUUAUUCAUUUUUGAUUCCUCUCAAUAUCAUUGAACAUAAACAACAUUUUGAUGUAUAUCUCUUGAAGCAACGCAUCAUCGGGCGGCAGCAAAUCAAAACGGCUUUGAUCUUUGCAUAUCCUGCUGUUGUUUUUUCUGGGACGUUUACUUCCUUUUCAUGGUUUAAGGAACACGGCGAUUCGUGCAUGUCUUGUAACAGCUUUUGUCACCAUAUCUUGUUUGAAAACCGAUCUGAGUCAUCAUUUCUGUCACUGUUCUUGUUCGGCAAUGCCGUAGCUUGCAAGAUGAAUGGACUGCAAAAGAUUAAGUAUGGGGGAAAAACGAUUUGUUGUUAUGUCAUCUAGUUAGCUAGGUCUACACAUUACUCAAUCAGUCAGAAGUUAGCUGCGGGUUGGAGGUACGUAGUUUAUACAAAACACAAGGUAGCUUGUUUAAAAUGAACCGUGUUAAUAUCAGGGAUCGUGAGGAUUCAAACACGAGACCUUUUACACUCAAAAGUCUUGAUGUCAUGACAAAGAUCGGUUUGUCCAUAUUCAUCCCAGAUAAAUCAAAUUAUCAGGAGAGAAUGCUUGUAAUUGGUCUUAUGUGAUUGUCUUACGUAACUAAUCACCUCGAAUUUUGCCGUUUGUACGAUUCACCUUAAAGUUAAAUAUUCAUUAACCCUUUUGAGUUUUGAUAGGUACAUUUGUGUCCUUUUUCUUUUGUCAUCAUGUUAGAGUUAUGGAUUUAUCUCCCAGCCCAAAAAUAGGCCCAUAUACAACAACCCAAGAGAAAAAUCUCGGCCCACACGAAAGUCUUCUCCCUAAACCAGUAAACCCUCGAUUUGAGUAAUAACAACUCCAAGCCACUCCUUCACUUCCUAGUUCCUUCUUCUCCCCAUUAUCGGCUGCGCUUCCGUCCACAAACCCUAGAUUUCGCCGCUUCUCCGCCGCGCCUCCAACCAUGAAGUACAAUCCGAGAGUCUCUUCCUCCCGGCGCAAGAACCGGAAGGCUCACUUCACGGCGCCGUCCUCGGUCCGCCGGAUCCUGAUGAGCGCCCCUCUCUCCACGGACCUCCGCCAGAAGUACUCCGCCAGGUCGAUGCCGGUGCGCAAGGACGACGAGGUCCAGGUGGUGCGAGGCACCUACAAGGGGCGGGAAGGGAAAGUCGUGCAGGUGUACCGCAAGAAGUGGGUGAUCCACAUCGAGCGCAUCACCAGGGAGAAGGUGAACGGGUCGACGGUGAACGUCGGGGUCCAUCCUUCGAAGGUCGUGAUCACCAAGCUGAAGCUCGACAAGGACAGGAAGUCGCUGCUGGACCGCAAGGCGAAGGGGCGCGCCGCCGCGGAUAAGGACAAGGGGACCAAGUUCACCGCCGAUGAUAUCAUGCAGAAUGUCGAUUGAUCUCCUCUUGUGGUGACGUCUUUUUUUGAUUCAGCUCUAUGUUUUUAAUGCUAUGGAUGAUGGAAGUUUUUUCAGUAGCUGGUAGCUAUGUUGGUUUGGAUGACACUGAGGAUUUUGUUGCUUGUUGAGAUGAUUAAGAUUAUAAGCUUUUUGGAAUUUCUGGUAUCAGGGUGUUCUGGGAUGCUUUGAUUCUGCUCAUUAGUUAGCUCGAUUUGGUGUUUGGGAUUUCUUUGGUAAUUGUUGACUGCCACAUACAGAGUAAUCAGUAAUGUAGCUUCGAAUUGGAGUGGGUAUAUUGGUGGAUGUGCUUAGAUCUGCCUGUUGGCAGAAGGGUUAGGUUCUAAAAGCCAUGGGAACAAGUUAACUAGCUAAUAGAAUCCGAGUAUUAGCUUUGUUCUGACGGGGCGGUGAUGAAUCAUAAGAGAGGAAAGAUUUCUGGUUUGAUUCUGCUCAUUAGUUAGCUUGGUUUUGUGUUUGCGUUUGCGAUUUCCUUGGUGGUUGUUAACUUCUGCAUACAGAGUAAUGUAGCUCUGAAUCGGAGUAUGGUUUGUUGGUGGAUGAGCUUAGCUCUGCCUAUAGGCAGAAGGGUUGGGUUCUAAAAAGCCACAGUAAUAAGUCAGCUAGUUAAUAGAAUCUGAGUAGUAGCUUGGUUCUGCCGGAUGGUGAUGAAUCCUGAGAGGGUAAGCAUCUCUGUUGUCAUAGCUAUGAUGUGUGAUCUCCUCCUGGAUUAAGAAGUUGAUCCUUUGGAGCGAGCGUGGAGGUGUCACUGGUCUGAUGUCGUAUUGUCUGCAUUGAUCUUUACUGUCGAGAUGAAGCUUACAGGUUUUGUGGAUCUUGUUGUUAUCUUGUGUCUUGUUGCUUGCUUGCUUGGGCUAUGCUCAUUUCUAUAGCAUUAUCGUGUUUAUGCUAUAAAAUGGUAUAUGUGUG